AUGCUCCCGUCCCGUUCUAGAUGCUGUUCUUCCGAGAGGCAUGGCGCAUGCAGAGCGAGACAGGCCGACCCCCCAGAAAGGAUCUGUACUGCUUGGUCGCCUUCAUGCUGGCAGAACUUUCCAGCAGCACAGAAUCCGUUCGCCACCCUUCCCUCAGGCCCCGUGGUGUCGAUCCAGCGGCGGCUCCGGCUGCUUCCCCCUUUGGUUUCUGCCCACGAAAUCGAGGGCCUUCUCUCGCAGUUGAAAGAUGUUUACGAGGGAAAACGCUUUGUCCUUCAAGGCGGAGACUGUGCCGAGGUCUUUGCAGAUUGUCAACCUUGCAUUCUUGCCGCGAAGAUGCGCCUUCUCCUUCAAAUGAGUCUCAUCCUCCAAGACGCCACAUCACGCAAAAUUGUCCGAAUCGGGAGAAUGGCGGGGCAAUACGGAAAGCCUCGAAGUCGGUCCCACGAGAUUCUUGAGGGUCGGAAAGUCCUGACAUAUCGCGGCGACUCCGUCAACGGGACGGAUCCGUCUGACAGGGACCCUCAGCCAGAGCGACUCCUUCAAGCGUACUUUCAAUCGGCGGCGACGCUGAACUUUGUCCGGUCUCUCCUCUCACCUGGCAGUUCCUUUUUCCGGGCUGAUACGGGAAGCGAGAAGACAGAGGAAAGUGUCUGGGAGCUGUCUAAACAAGUUGGUCCGGAGAGGCGGCGCGAGUUCCAAAUCCUUACCAACACCAUCGCUGAGUCAAAACAGAGGCCUUCCGGUCCUUCGCUUGCAAUGCACGCAUCGCAUUCUUCCUCUGCUUCUUCCUACACUACGUCGCCGCCUUCUUCUCCAAAGCCUUCUGAUCUCGAGUCUCCGUCUCCUCUCUUCUCUUCUCGCCCGCCUUUUUCAUCUCUCCUGGACUCCGCAGAUACGGACUGUUCCAUAGGAUGUUUUUCUUCCCACGAGGCUCUUCUGCUUCCUUACGAGGAAGCGAUGACCCGAGAGUACGACGGGAAGUUUUACGACACGAGUGCGCACUUUCUAUGGAUCGGAGACCGAACUCGUCAGCUCGACCAUGCACACAUCCAAUUUUGUCGGGGCAUACGGAAUUCGAUCGGCGUCAAAGUGGGCCCAACGGCCCAGCCGCAUGAAAUCGUUGACAUUUGCCGGAUCUUGAAUCCGGAGAACAUUCCGGGGAAAGUCGUCCUCAUCACCAGACUCGGCGCUGCUGACGCUUCACGUCUCCUGCCUCCGGUUAUUGAAGCAGUACAGACAGCAGGAGUGCGAGUUGUAUGGCUGUGCGAUCCGAUGCACGGAAAUACCCAAGUUACACCGGAGGGGAAAAAGAGACGAUGCUUCACAGAUAUGCUGAAAGAGGUUCUCGUCACAUUCGACACCCACGUGCAGCAUCAAUCGCAGCUUGGCGGGGUGCAUUUCGAGCUUACAGGGGAACAUGUCUCUGAAUGCAUCGGAGGAUGUGAGAGCCGCGGAAAAGUGGGUGAUGAAGAAACCUACGAGGCGUUUUGCGAUCCGAGGCUCAACUAUACUCAAGCUGUCGAAAUGGCCUUUGAGAUCGCAAGCCACAUAAAGCACGCCGAUCAGGAACAGGGGCGGAGUGUUACACUGAACAACUGGGCUAAUGCGCUUCAUUAG
Messenger RNA from Neospora caninum, 1620 nucleotides. RefSeq names its product phospho-2-dehydro-3-deoxyheptonate aldolase,related. Gene Ontology annotation, biological process: aromatic amino acid biosynthetic process. Gene Ontology annotation, molecular function: 3-deoxy-7-phosphoheptulonate synthase activity. The record is from RefSeq and is a predicted model, not a curated record. The transcript is spliced from 14 exons. NCBI's taxonomy places the organism in Eukaryota, Apicomplexa, Conoidasida, Eucoccidiorida, Sarcocystidae. The coding region runs from base 1 to 1620 and encodes 539 amino acids.